UAUGGCCCCGCGUGAAGUUCUAGACGUCCCCUCUGCCCGCCCCCUGGAAAUGCGACUGCUCUGGUUUGGGGGCGUCUACGUCAAAGGGGGGACUUUUCGUAUGAAUCUGGCAACCCAUGACGAUCCCAGCCGGCUUAGCUUGUUUCCUUCCUCACUCAUCUGAACGUCCGCAGAAGGUAGCCGGCCCUGAGCAUCAUGUCGAAAGUCGCGGACACCAAGCUCUACGACAUCCUCGGCGUCUCACCGUCGGCCUCAGAAAAUGAACUAAAAAAGGCCUACCGUAAAUUGGCUAAAGAGUAUCAUCCUGACAAGAACCCAGAUGCUGGAGACAAGUUUAAAGAGAUCAGUUUUGCAUAUGAAGUACUGACCACCCCGGAGAAGAAAGAGCUCUAUGACCGCUAUGGAGAACAGGGGCUACGCGAAGGCGGAGGUGGCGGGCCCGGCAUGGACGAUAUCUUCUCGCACAUAUUUGGUGGAGGACUCUUCGGGUUCAUGGGGGGACAGAGCAGAGGACGCAAUGGAGGACGGAGACGAGGCGAAGACAUGGUGCACCCUCUCAAAGUUUCACUUGAAGACCUCUACAAUGGUAAAACUACUAAACUCCAGCUGAGCAAGAAUGUCCUUUGUGGUGCCUGCAAUGGUCAGGGGGGCAAGGCGGGCGCAGUGCAAAAGUGUGUGGCAUGCAGAGGACUGGGUAUGAGGGUUGUGAUUCGACAGCUGGCCCCUGGUAUGGUCCAACAGGUGCAGUCGGUCUGUACAGACUGCAAAGGAGAGGGCGAGGUCAUUAGCGAGAAAGAUCGCUGUAAAAAGUGUGAAGGUCAUAAAGUGAGUAAGGAAUCCAAGCUGCUCGAGGUGCACGUGGACAAAGGCAUGAGACAUGGACAGAAGAUCAACUUCACCGGGGAAGCCGACCAAGCGCCCGGUGUGGAACCCGGAGACAUUGUCCUGGUCCUACAGGAGAAAGAACACGAUGAAUUCCGCCGGGAAGGCAAUGACCUUCACAUGGUGCAGCGCAUUGGCCUGGUCGAGGCUCUGUGCGGCUUCCAGAUCACGCUCAUGCAUCUGGACGGACGGCAGCUGCUUGUCAAGUACCCGCCUGGCAAGGUCAUAGAACCAGGCUGCAUUCGCGUAGUUAAAGGAGAGGGAAUGCCACAGUACAGAAACCCCUUUGAGAAGGGAGACCUCUACAUCAAGUUUGACGUGCAGUUCCCUCAGAACAACUGGAUCAGCCCCGAAAAGCUAAACGAGCUGGAGUGCCUGCUGCCGGCCCGCACCGAGGAUCCCCUCAUUUCCGCCGACGCCGAAGAAGUGGAACUGACGGAUUUCGACAGGAGUCAAGGCUCGGGCGGUGGCGCCAGGAGGGAGGCCUACAACGACAGCUCCGACGAGGAGGCCGGCGGCCAUCACGGCCCGGGGGUGCAGUGCGCGCACCAGUAGAAAAGACUCGGAUGCGUGUUUACAUGCGUCAUUCCUCCAGCUCCACUGUUACCAUGACGUUCAAGACCUGACACGCACAUGCACAUUUCUCUCCUGAUAUAUGGGGUCUCUCUCUCACACACACACACACACACACACACACACACACACACACACACACACACACACACACACGCACCCUCUUCAGUUCAAUGGUGCCCAAAAGAGAUGCUGGAGUUCAAGUUGAUUAUUUUGUGUUUCAUGGACAGUAGUGCUCAGCGAAGCCUCAGGCCAAAACUUGACUCAGACAGUCCAGCAGUCAGUCUACUAAAAAAAAAAAAAAAAAAAAGACUAUUGUCAACUAGUGUUACAUGGUUUAGUGUGAUCUAUCACAAACACAAGCAUGCUGCUUACCGUACUUGCUGAUGACAUACAACCCGGGUCCACACACACACACGUGACAUCACACAGACGUCAAGCCUGAUGAUUCCACACCGCCUCAUCCUCGGCUACGAUUUUCCAAAAUGGUCCUUUGUGCUGUCACUGCUUAAAAAAAAAAAAUGAAGUCCUGAGUUGUCGUACUUUGAAGUUUUAUGUUCAAGUGUUUUCUCGUGAGCGCUCCACGUAAUCUGUGGAGUCUCCGUGUGCGUUAACGCGGCGGCCCGUCAAGUCGGAGCUGCUUUGGAAUGUGCCGGCUUUCCCACCCGCCGCCUUGUUGAUGCUGUACCGUGAGCGGACGCUGUCACACUGUUGAAUGUUUGCCAAGAAAUUUCCCACGCCCGACUCGACAGCUCCCGACUCACUUCACAUAGGCAAAAGAGCGUACAUAUCAUAAUUAUUGCGUCAAAACAAUAUUCAGCCCCCAAAGCUUAUUGACAUCAUUUUGUUGCGUGAACGAAACAGCGCCCUCUAUCGUUCCAAUCUUUUAGCGGCCAACUUUAUUUUGAAAAGACUUUAUGGCACUUGAGCGUGUACAUUUGGCCACAGACUACCGGAAGUUGUUCUUGAUUAAGUGGUAUUAAUGUCAAUGCUUAUGUUUGUUCAGAUAAUUAAACUGUAUAAUAAACAAUCUGCAAGUCCAA
Molecule: messenger RNA, 2498 nt
Organism: Syngnathus acus (greater pipefish)
Lineage: Eukaryota; Metazoa; Chordata; Actinopteri; Syngnathiformes; Syngnathidae
Gene: dnaja2b
Product: DnaJ heat shock protein family (Hsp40) member A2b
Exons: 9
Coding region: 196-1437 (413 amino acids)
Biological process (GO): protein refolding; response to heat
Cellular component (GO): cytosol; cytoplasm
Molecular function (GO): Hsp70 protein binding; ATP binding
Source: RefSeq, a predicted model, not a curated record